AUGCAACAAAGAUUACGAUUAGUUCAUACGAUUGAAAAAGAUUUACAAUAUGUACGGAUUUGUAUUGCAAAUGAAGAAAGAAAAAAAGAAUUUCUUUUCUCUUCCAACACAAUUAAUGCUGGCGGCGCACGUUAUGUGAUACCACGUGGUUGGAUACGUUUAGGUGUCUAUGUUGAUCAAGUCAAGCAAGAAGUUAACGAUAUUUGGAAUAAAUGGCCUGUGACUUAUCACGGUACCCAACAAGAAGCUGCUUUGCCAAUUCUAACGCAACGUAUUUUUAGCACUCCUGGCGAUCAAUUACUCGGUGGCUCCAUCUUACCCAUUCGUCCUGGGUAG
Messenger RNA from Adineta ricciae, 336 nucleotides. The record is from the annotation of a GenBank genome assembly. Lineage: Eukaryota; Metazoa; Rotifera; Eurotatoria; Adinetida; Adinetidae.